Molecule: messenger RNA, 1832 nt
Organism: Syngnathus acus (greater pipefish)
Lineage: Eukaryota; Metazoa; Chordata; Actinopteri; Syngnathiformes; Syngnathidae
Gene: retreg3
Product: reticulophagy regulator family member 3
Exons: 10
Coding region: 158-1621 (487 amino acids)
Biological process (GO): reticulophagy
Source: RefSeq, a predicted model, not a curated record
CACUUUUGUCCCUGUGCAUUCCGAUUGGACGAUAAAGGGCUCAGAAAAACAGACUACGCCAUAUUUGCAGUUCAACAGCGAGACCUACUCCAUGCGAAAAUGUACAAAUAAGUUUCUUCUCUGACAUUCGCGUUUGAAGACUGCUCAAACCGGUGCUAUGGAAGACGUGGCAGAGGUAGACGUUGUCGGUGGCACGUCGGGUUCCAGUGCUACCGGCCUCCGGAGCCGACCGGGCUCCAGCGAGAGGGACGCUCAGGUGCGGGCGGUCAAAGCGGCGCUGCAGUCCCGACUGGGGCCCUCCGAGCCGCUGCUCACCUACCUGCAGUCGGUGCUGGUGUGGGAAAGACCCUUCCAGUGUCUGCUGCUCUAUGUGCUGGUCAACGUUGUGUUUUGGUUCUUUGCGCUGACGUCUCUGCGUCUGUUGUUCCUGCUGGCGUCCGGCCUGGCCGUGGUGGUCUGCGUCGACAUAUGGAGGAACAAGAUCUGGCCCAAGCUCAGAGUCAGAAACCAGGAUGAAUCUGAAAGCGAGAGUUGGGGCCUGGUACAGCCCGGCAUCCUCAGCGUACCCGAGUUGUGCCACCACGUGGCCGAGGCCUGGGUCAGCGCCGUCGUGCUUGCGUCCAACCUGGCGCACUUCAAACGAGUCAACCCCGGCAGGUUUUGCAUCCUGACGAGCUGCCUCUUCUUCUCUUUGGCCGUGAUUGGACGUUACGUUCCCGGGUUGUUGCUCUCCUACUCGGCUGUGAUGCUGACCCUCCUGGCCCCUCUGGCGGCUUACCACAGGGUCUUUCAGCGCGUCUUUGUGAAGCUGGAGCCGGUCCUGCAGCGGCUGGACUUCAGCGUUUGCGGCUACAUGAUGUCCAAGCCACUGGACAACCAGUUCCUGCGCAUGCCUCUGCACGGUGUCCUCUCAGCUGAUGGCAGCGACAGCGAGGAGGAGCUGGCAGCCUUCUGUCCUACGUUUGACGACGGCGUUGUGGCAAAGGAACUCGCCAUGACCGACUCGGAGCACUCCGACGCUGAGAUUUCCUACACCGACAAUGGGACAUUUAACCUAUCACGAGGCCAGACUCCGCUGACCGAGGGCUCCGAGGAUCUGGACCGACACAGUGAUCCAGAGGAAUCUUUUGCUCAGGAUCUCCCGGACUUCCCUUCCAUCAACCCAGACGCCACUUUGAUGGACGACGACGAUGACACCAGCAUCGGGCUGCCCAGCCUGGCUCUGUCCGGGCUACAAAGUCCCCGCGCCUCUGUACUGGAUGUCGACGCUCAUCUGGACUCGGAUCAGGAGGACCUAGACGCCGAAAUGUCCCUCAGCGGCCUGCCGCCCGCCUCCGACUUCAUGGGCGACAUCGCCAGCACCAUGAUCCGGGCGGCGCUGGUCAGCUCCAUGCAGCCUCGGCGACCCUCCGGCCAGCGCAGUCAAGCCUCCCGCAGGGCGGGAGCGCACCGCAGUUUUCGCAAGCAGUCCAGCUCGGAGCUGGACACGGACUUUGAUGUGGAGGACUUUGAGAUGCUGGAUCAGUCCGAACUGAGCCAGAUGGACCCCGUUGUAGAAGGGCAACGGCGAGAGAGUCAGGGCUCCAACUUUCUGUCCAGCCUGCUUGGUAAACCACAGUAAAAACAACAACCAAGUUCAACUUUUAAUGAGCGUGUUGGCAUUUUAGACAGUAGGUAAAAUGUUCGUGUUUGAUUCUUGCCCAGGUCAGCAUCACUUUUGUUACUGUGAAUAUGUUAUGGAACACCCAAUCGGAUUGGUAAGAUAAUGAAUCACCAGCAUUUUUUUAUUUUUUUUUGGGCUUUUGCCAAGUCUCAGUAGAAACUCACACCAC